CGCCAUUUUCUGUACAUUUUCUUAUGUGACUGGUAUAUGUAGGCUGUCGAACCACGUGAGAAGAAAUGCAGGUUUCACAGCUGCUCUUUGACUUUCUGGAAGACCAGGGUGAUGAGGAUUUCCAAACGUUUAAAUGGAACCUUAUGAAUGGCUCUGACAGCUGGGAAGCAAUUCCUAAAUCCCGUCUGGAGAAAGCUCCCCGGACAGAAACUGUGAGUCAAAUGAUACAGCGCUACGGUGAGGAGUCAGCUGUGAACAUCACUGCUAAGAUCCUGAGAACAAUGGGGAACAAAAACGAUGCAGUGAAGUUAGAGAAAGCAUACGCAGGGGCAGGGGCAGCUACAUCCUCCACCUCCUCCUCUGCUUCCAGACCUCCUGCUGCUCCUACUACAAUGUCUGCUCAACAAGGGGGUGUGGUCUUCGCUCCAGUGUUCGAUGGUAGUACCGUUGGAGCAGUGACUGUAAACAUCAACACUCCAAACCAGGGAAACUAAAAUACACCAUGAGGCUUUAGUUCAGGGUCAACUAUCUCAAUUAUCAGAUGGACUGUCAUGAAACUUACAUCAGGUAAUUAAAGCAAUAAAAUGACAAAUUAUAAUGAUUUAGUAACCCUCUGACUUCUAACCAUGUCCCCAAAUGAUAACGUGUACUAACAUUGAUCUCCUACUCUCUCUUUAUCUGGUUGAGAUGUGAUUUUGACACUGCGUAUCAAUCUAAACUAACAAUGUGAACAUGGUCAACAUUCAGCAAGUCCUCCAAAUUAAACAAGGCCAAAGACAUUAUUAGACCAAGUGAGUCCAGAUUGACAUAUAUGAGUGUUUUCUAAUCUGGAGCCAAAAUGAUAUAGUCUGUCUUUGCUUUCCAAAACUGUAACACAUUAGGCUACUAGUUAAGAUCUGGUUUGGUUUAGGCACAAAUACCACUUACAUAGGAAUAAGGAAAGAUAAUGAUUUGGGCUAAAAUGGUCUCUUUCUUAAAGGGAUUGUUUGUAUUUUUUAGAAGUGGGGUUGUGAGAGGUAGCUACUGUAUACAUAGUCAUUGUAUUACCUGCAGUACAUUUGGGUAACCCUUUUUUUUAGGUGGCUAAAGUAUCGUCCACAGCUGUACAGCGCUUAGCUAACUUGGUGCAUGCCGACCCAAAUCUUCUGUAAGUAAUACAUUGACUGUGAAUAACCACAAAAAUUCAAACUAUCCCUUUAAGGGUACAUAAACAUGUAGUGUGGGUUAAAGUUAUUACCUCCUUAAAGUUAGGUGACUCUUAUCAUCAUGGAUACAAUAAGAACAACGGGGUAAAGGUUAGGGCAUGAUCAUAUAGUUUUAUAGUUACAUUCUUUGGAUUUUUUUCUAAUUGUCACCAUGACCAUUAUAAUGAUGUGACACCAGCUAUGGCACAAUAUAGAUGUAUUAAACACAGCUGUCAUUAUAAUCUUAACAGUAAGAUAAUGGGCUCUUUUGGUAAAUUUUAAUGAGAAAUUUUACUACACGUUUGUUACAAAAUAAAAACCACCAUAAUAAAUAACAAAACAAGCAUUAUAACUGCUUUUUCACCACUAGAUAGCUGGUUUCCAAAUCAGGGUUUGAUAUGAAAACAUGAAGUAUUCACUAUGUGUAUUUUUAAUGUAUAAUGUGUUAAACAUUCCUUUGUCUGAACUCAGUGUCUGCCUUUUGCAUUUUGACUUGUCACAGUAGGAAAAGCAGAUUGAAAAUAACGCCAUCAUUAUUAUUUUUUAUUAUUUUUGUCACGUCUGUGACAUGCCUCUGUGAAAACGGCCUGCUCGUUAUCUUUACCUCAAACCAGCAUCACUGCACAGAAAAAGUUUUUUCCCCAUUAAAUUGUUGAUACUGGUAUUUAAACAGAUUUUACUUUCAGGCUCUUUUCAUAGUUACAUGUCAGUAUGGUGCUUUGCCAUCUCUACCUCAUGUCAGCAGGUGGAGCUGCAGCCACAUCUGAGCAACAAAAACCUCACAGACUAAUAACCAAAAAUACACUCUGUGCCUAUUUUCAUUUCACAGUAGAAAAAAAACUCACUGUGGAAUAACUGAGGGAACAUGUGCUUGGACUUUUCAGACCCUUUUUUAGUCAUGCUGCCAUUUUUCUAAAAAGAGUUCUGUAUUUUUAAAAGUUGUUUCAUACCAAAGAAAUCAGUGAUUAUUUUAUACAUCAUGUAAAGGAGUGAAUGUGAAGCUGAAUGUACACGAUUUUGUUAGUUUAGAUCAAUCAAAGUCCAGAAGAUGUUAGCCUAAAUAAAAGGGAUCUGUAUAAUGGAUUUGGUCUUGUUUUUGUAUUUCUUUCAUUAAAUUGAG
Messenger RNA from Scomber scombrus (Atlantic mackerel), 2304 nucleotides. RefSeq names its product pyrin-like. The transcript is spliced from 3 exons. Bases 66 to 494 code for a protein of 142 amino acids. The record is from RefSeq and is a predicted model, not a curated record. NCBI's taxonomy places the organism in Eukaryota, Metazoa, Chordata, Actinopteri, Scombriformes, Scombridae.